Messenger RNA from Aspergillus ruber CBS 135680, 1660 nucleotides. Its product is annotated as methionine permease. Gene Ontology annotation, molecular function: L-amino acid transmembrane transporter activity. Gene Ontology annotation, cellular component: membrane. Gene Ontology annotation, biological process: amino acid transmembrane transport. NCBI's taxonomy places the organism in Eukaryota, Fungi, Ascomycota, Eurotiomycetes, Eurotiales, Aspergillaceae. The record is from RefSeq and is a predicted model, not a curated record. The transcript is spliced from 6 exons. Bases 16 to 1542 code for a protein of 508 amino acids.
CGUGUAGCAGCCGAAAUGGACGAGAUUGAGCCGUCUAGUACAGAUCUUAAGACCAAAGAUUCGCUCCAUGUAGACGAAUCUCAUGUGCUGCAGGAAAGGACCAUUGGCGUAUUCGGGGCUGUUUCGCUCGUUGUGAACAAGAUCGUAGGCGCAGGGAUCUUCUCUACACCAGCAACGAUAUUCAAAAACAGUGGCAGUGUUGGAAUGACCUUGAUCAUUUGGGCAAUUGCAGGCCUGAUCUCUACCUGUGGCGCACUGAUUAUGCUAGAGCUGGGUACAAGCAUGCCUCGAUCAGGUGGAAUGAAGGUGUAUCUUGAGCGAGCCUUUUCACCAAAAUUACUUGUCACAUGCAUCUAUCUGUUCUACUGUGUGUUUCUCCAGGUAUCCGCAAGCAACGCUAUAACGACAUCAUCCUACCUGCUCCAAGCAGCUGCUGUUACCUCUACAACCUGGCGAUUACGUGGGUUGGCCAUCGCCGCAUCCGCAUUUGCUGUUGGGAUCCAUACAGUAUGGCCACAGGGCGGACGAAGGCUACAGGAUAUACUGAGUGCCGUCAAACUUUUUAUAUUAUUGUUUAUUGUCUGUUCUGGGUUUGCGGCCCUGGCAGGUCAUAGUCAUGUGUCCAAUCCGCACAACUUCAGCAUCUCGACCUCCUUCCAAGGCACCUCUAAUAGCGGAUAUAGUAUCAGCACGGCCUUGUUGAAUGCGAUAUUUGCCUUCCAUGGCUACGACAACCUCAACACGGUUCUUUCUGAAGUGAAGAACCCGACCAGAACCCUUCGUAUUGCUCUACCCACCGCGAUGGGCCUGGUCACUCUGCUAUAUAUCCUUGCCAACAUUGCAUACUUCGCUGCUGUCCCUAAAGACCAAUUCCUCCAUUCAGACGUCACGAUCGCCGCGUCCAUGUUCAACAACAUCUUUGGGCAAUCAGCUGCUACCAAGGCCCUCCCAGCUCUGGUGGCUAUAUCUGCCCUAGGCCAUCUCCUUGGCAUCGCCUUUACUGUUCCUCGCGUAAUCCAGGAACUCGGCAAAGAUGGGAUCGCCCCCCUUCCAAGCGUUGUCAUGCAGAACCGGCCUUUCCGCACUCCCAUAGUCGCGCUGUUUAUCCACCUAACAGUAACGAUUAUUUUCAUCUGCGCACCGCCGGCCGGAGAGGCUUUUAAUUUUGUUGUAAAGCUAUCAUCAUACCCAUCAACUGUGUUGCUGACGGUCACCACAAUCGGGCUCGUUAAGCUGCGUUUAGGAAAAGACAACCACUUUUAUUCACCGUUCUCUGUGCCUUGGCCUGUUAUUGGGUUUUAUUUAGCGGGUAGUCUGUUCCUAAUCAUCAUGCCUUUUGUGCCUCCAUCCGCAAAUGAAUCUGAAGGGCAGAUUCCCUAUUGGCUUUCGCCUGUUGUAUCACUUUCCAUUCUGGCGCUGGGUUUUGUGUAUUAUGGACUGAGAUUCGUCCUGCUACCCUGGGUGUUGCGAUAUAAGCUUUAUCCUAUCGCAGUCGAACUUAGUGAUGGGUCCCAAGUUACGCGUUAUAGAAAGGGGGUUUGAUAUGUUCUACACUACAUGUACCAGCUUAGGUGUAUAUCUUGUUGGUUACAUCAUUGUACUUUGAUAAGCAACCUGGGAUUAGUAGGUGUCUAUGACGGUAAAUAAACGGAAUAUGGAU